ACCCCGAGCAUUUCUAUCUCAUUUGUACUGUAAAUAUUACGCUUUCGUGCAGUAUUGCACAAAUCUGCCCUGUAUCCAAAUUUGUACUUGGUGGCCCUGAAACCUCUUUAUUAGCCUCAUAGUAGCAUAUUGCGUCAUCCACAUUGUGGAAUUUUCCGCCACUGCAUGUGGAAGGGCAAAAUCGGCAUCAAGAUCAGUCGUGCAGUAAUUUUGAUGGACUUGACCGUGAAAUAGUGUCUGUUCGUUAAAAAUGUCGUGGUUAGAUCCUGUAGAAACGACUUAUCAGGGUGUAACGGAGAAUGAACAGGCGCUGCUGGCGGCGAUUCUGCAAGGUGACGCGGAGAAGGUGAGACAACUGUGUACACAGCCUGACGUGGACCUGCACAGAAAGGUGACGCGGCAUGGAGAGGGCGAUCUCGCCUCCCUACAAUGGGAGGACUCCUUCCUGUGCACCGCAGCCGAGCUGGGGCACGAGGGGAUCGUCAGGGAGCUGGUGUCAGCCGGGGCCAGGGUCAACCUGCUCUGCCGGGACAGGGACGGCUUCACGCCGCUGAUACGUGCGAUCGUGCACGACCAGGUUCCAGUAGUAGAGGCUCUUCUGAGAGACCUCGGGGCAGAUGUCCACCUGGCAGACAGCUGCGAACAAUCACCCCUGCACCACGCCGUCCGUCGUGUCCACGAACAGAAGCGACUACGGAUCCUGCUCAAGUAUGGGGCAACCGUCAACGCGCAGGACAUGUGGGGGUACACACCACUGGUGGCAGCCAUCCAAGAUGCAGGACCAGUGCUAACAGUGGAGGUACUGCUGAAGGAGUAUGGCGCAGACCCAAACCUAGCUGAUAACAACGGCCGCACUUCCCUGCAUUGGGCCAUGCGCUCGGAUCAUGCUGACAAGCUGCUGCCGUUGUUGAAAGAAGCGGGGGCCGACGUGAACGCCCAGAACAAGAAUGAAGCUACGCCGCUGAUCAGAGCAAUUCUGUUUGACCGCGUUUCAGCUGUAGAAACCUUGGUUCGAGAUUACAAGGUUGAUCCCAACGUACCUGACGACAUGGGACUGACACCUUUACACUGGGCUGCCAAAUCCAGACAUGCUACCCCAUUGGUGAAAACUCUCCUGGCCGCAGGAGCAGACGUGAAUGCGAAGGACGGACAAGAGCAGACACCCCUGCACGUUGCGUCUGGUUCAAACUCUGCAGAAACAAUCUCACUUUUAGUGGAUGCUGGUGCAGAAGUGAACUCGGUUGAUGUGAAGGGUAACACAGCCCUCCAUAUUGCCGCACGGGAAAAUGCCAACACUGAAGUUUUCAAAGCCCUUAUCAGCCACGGCAUCAACAUUAAUGCAAAGAAUGAAGAAGGGGAGACAUCAUUGUUGUUGACUAUGCAGACACAGGCCAGUGACGCCUUCCAAACAUUGCUUGACUCCAACGCGGACCUGCAGAUUGUGAGUGAUACGGACGACUCCCUCUUGCAUAUGGCAGCACGAAGGGACGCCAAGGACCUUGUACGGAUGCUGCUACAACAAGGGGUGGACGCCAACACCAGUAAUGCUGUGGGGGACACCGCUCUUCAUGCCGCAGCACGCAGAAAUGCUGACGAAGCCGUCCAAGAACUGAUCCAAAAGGGCUGCAGCGUGAACGCGAAGAAUGCGAGUGGGGACACACCUCUCCAUCUGGCUGCCAAGUGUGCCUACGCUGGAUGGGAUGAGACGCACAUCGUUCAGAUCCUAGUGGAGAGUGGUGCUGACCCCAGUUUGAAAAACAAGGAGGGAAAAACACCAUAUGAGGUUGCAAAGGACAGCAACUUUCCGGAAGCCACAGAGUACAUUUACAAGGGACUGGAAGAGUAGACUCCAAGUCUUCUCCAAGUAAAGGCCAAGCCCCCAUACGUACCUGUGGGGGCCCAGAUAGGAUAGCCUGGCAUGGUAGCCAGAUCUAGUAGGCAGGCAUCCUGGCCUUUUCUGUAAAACCAACUAUUUGUAAUGUUGUAUGUUGAUAUGGUCCAAAAGUAGAUGCUGUGACAUGCAUUAAUUCAUGAUGUCAUUAUGUAUCAUUCCAGUCUGUUUAACACAAAUUCUGCUGUCCAGGGCUGUAACUGGUCCCUCCCUGCAGGAUGUUGGAUGGGCUGCUAUAAGUGAGAUUCAAUUAGGCAAUAUCAUUCCAGUUUCAAAAUGACUUGUUAUUUGGUGAUUUAAAACAGUGAGAACUGUUUUUGUGGAUGGACUGUUUUUGUGCUGCUGGCUUGUAUAUGUGUAUGGAAGAUACAUUUGCACCAGGAACAGACUUUGGCUUAUAUGUUAUUGUUGGUUAUUUUCAAUGAGCAGUGGACUCUCAAUAAUAGUAGAUUAAUGAUCAGUGGAAGUAUCAUUUUUAAUUUUACCAUACUUUUCUAAUGUGGAUGUUUAUUGUGCCAAUGGUAAAUAAAGAUGUCAUUUUA
Messenger RNA from Branchiostoma floridae (Florida lancelet), 2433 nucleotides. RefSeq names its product serine/threonine-protein phosphatase 6 regulatory ankyrin repeat subunit C-like. NCBI's taxonomy places the organism in Eukaryota, Metazoa, Chordata, Leptocardii, Amphioxiformes, Branchiostomatidae. Gene Ontology annotation, molecular function: protein binding. The transcript has 2 exons. The record is from RefSeq and is a predicted model, not a curated record. The coding region runs from base 251 to 1846 and encodes 531 amino acids.